AUGUCUUCACCAUUCCGCAUGACUCCCUUGCGAAAUCGUUCUCAGACCCAAUCUCAUAUACCUUACAAGCCACUAUCGAGAUUUGAACCCAGCACUGAUCUCUCCAUCGGGUGGAGAGGCGGUGAGAUCCAGCCUAAAUGGUUCUUACUUGUCGAGUAUGGGAAAGACUUCCAUAUGGAGGGUAGGGACAGAGCGGAAUGCGAUGAGGAUGAGGAAGGUGGUAGCUUAUUGGUGAUUCUUCAGCCUACUGUCCAUCAACAGCUUAUCCACUUGAUAUCGCAACUCCAACUCCCCUCUCCACUAGGCUUAUCACUCCAUCUGACUGUGCCCGGAUCCAAACAUAGACCAAGACUUACCGACGUCAUCUGGCCGACAUUCUUCUCGUCUUAUCUCCUCCCUUCUCACAGUCAUCAUGUUGAAGCAGUUGGUAAUCUCCCGAUCGUAGGUACUGUCUCACUAAGAGUGGACAAGAGGGCAGCGAGAUGGUAUGAGGUAUGGAAGAAAGACCCUCAAGAUGGGAUGAUAGGGAAGUGGGUGAACAUGAAUAGUCACCACUCGGACCGGACGAAAGAAAGGGAAGGAUCAGCUGGUGACUCGUCAGUCCAUCAUGAGAGGGGUAAUUCAAAUCAGUUCACCGAUUCACCAUAUGACCUGUCGAUUGACUCAAUCAAUAUACUUGUCAACGAAGAUCAUACUUCGGAGUCCAAUGCAAAAGAAAAAGGUAUCGCAGCGUCUUACCGAAUUGAACGAAGAUCUCACUCCUCCCAUAACCUCGACGUCACCCCUCCGGAGGAGCCUAAGACCAUCACUCUUCCACCCUUAUCCGUCUUCUCCAUCCCCAUUCUUCCUGACUCCACCCCUGAAAUCUCCUCGAGAUCUUCCACCCCUCUAUCCUUCCAUUCUAUCCCAUACUCUCCCGUCCACUCCCUGCCCGAUCCAGAAGCUUUGGCCACUCAGCCAUUUCUCAAAGAGCUCUAUCAGCGAGUUAGCAUCACUCAAAGAGCCAGGUCGGACUCUGAUCUAGCCAAAAGAAGGGGUAAAGAGGGUUUGACGAUUGAUACGAAGAAGGAGAUUCGUCCGCCAUGGGCUGACUUGGGCUCUGCGAUGUGGUCCGUAGGUACGAGCUGGGGUCCACCGACUACUCUCGAAGGAUGGGAUCUGUCUCCUUCUCACCAACAACGACAGAGACUUCAAGCUCAAGUUGAAAUUGAAGAGAAAGCCGUGUCCGAUUUACCUGCCAAAAUCGAUUUUACUGCUUCUCCACGAACAGCACCUCCCAUUCCUGAUGACGCAUCGGACCCUCAACAUACUGCCCGGAGCGGUUCUCAGGAUGAUCAUGGUACUUGGACAUUCCUACCUAAAGGUCCUGUUACUCCUACACCUUGGAAAUUCGGUUGGCCAUUCCACGAGGUGGUAGCUCUACCUUCCAAUAUCAGCAUCGAGAUCCAUGACCCUCUUAGUGGAAGUCCGGCAUUUUCUGCUAAAGCGCAGCUGAACGAGGACGAAGAUGUGAACAUGGGCAAUAAUGAGGUGGUUCGCAGUCGAGAAAUCAAUCUCCACCAAGAAAUUGAAUUUUUCGAAUCUCAAACUCAAGUCAUUCAUGAUCACCUAGAACAUCUUCAAGUCUCUCCAUCCCCACUUCACUCGAGCUCACUACAUACCCCUGCGUUCGAGCUUGACUCUCCUUUCGAGAUUGAGAUUGAAGAGGGAAUUGAAUUCGAGGAGACUUAUCCUCCACUUUCAACCGAAUCGGUCGAAACCCCCAUCGAAGAGAUUGCUCUGUCGAUAUCGUCCCCGGAUCCGAACUCAGCAUUAUCUGAAGAGUUUUUCGCACCUUUGGAAAGAUGUCCUCGACCUUCCGAUCAGGUUUACUCUCAAGCAGAUACCUCAUACCUUCGACCACGUACCGGACGACAAAUGGUCGACCCUAACUCCCCGUUCGAUCUGGAUAUUCCCGUAUCUCCAUUCGACGAAGAUGAGAAUGAAGAAGGAGUGAAUUUCUCGAUGUCGAGCUUGAGAAGACCAUCUGUUUUGGGAUUUGAGGGUACACAGCUGGACGUCAUUGAGGAAAUGUCGAAUUCGGAUAUCUCUUCUUCUCCUGUACCAUUCCAAGAUUGUAUGGAGCAAGAUAUCCCAUCUCCGACAUCACUCACUACUGACCACCUAUUACAAUACCCUUAUAAAGCCCAACACCCAGCUGAUGAAGAUGAAAAUUCUCGAUCUCGAUCAAGCUUUAUGGGAAAUAUCAAACCACAUUUCAGAUCCAAAUGGCAGAAAGACCGAUUUCGAUCUCGUUCAUCCUCAGUAGGGGAAAGAGCACCCUUGUUUAUAAGUUAUCAUGAUCAAACCAAUCAAAGUGCCAUUUCUCUGGCUAGUCCCAAUACCACAACCGCCGGAAAAGAGCCAAAGAGACCUCUGAGAAAGUUAAGUCAGAGAUUGUCGGGUUUUGGAAGUUGCCCAGAAGGAGGGGGGCGGGAAAUAUCUCAUUUGGCGGUAGCGGUAUCGGACCAGGGGAAUAUGAUGGUUUCGAAAUUAUACGAUAAAAGCGGGGUAGAACGUCAUUGUCAAUAUCCUAAUUUGGUGAUCUAUCCACCGCCAAGACAGAGGCAAAGGCCAAUUCCAACUGCAGUUUCGAUUCCGAUUUAUCAGCACACCUACCCUGAUAUGGUGAUUUACAAACCCACCACCCAAAAAUGUGUCAAACAAGGUUCGAUCUCCGAUAGAUCAAUGGACCAUGGAUUAUCUCAUGUUCCAAUCAGUUUGGUCGGAUAUCUAUACCCGGAUAUCGUGUUAUAUCCUUCACCGACCCUUCCUUCCGCUACUGCACAGUCCUUUUCUCUAGAGUCAUCGCAAGGAUUGACAGUCGAAUCGAUCAUACUCACACGAUAUGAUUACCCAAAUAUCGUUGUGUACCCCCCAUGCGCUCUCACUUCUCACGAGGUCCUACCUACCCCACUUGAAGAAUCACGAAAAUCUAGCGACGAGCCCGUCACACUUAUACGAUAUUCUUACCCGAAUAUCGUUCUAUACCCUCCAUCUCGGAAGAUCCAAACAAUCCCACUCAAGGUACCUCCACAUGGACUGACAGUCGAACCGCCCAUGCUCAUACCAUUUAGCUAUCCUAACAUCGUCAAAUACCCGCCAAUCACGCCCAUCAACCACUCUCAUCCUUCACCUGCUAGUCCGCUUCAGAGGGUAAAACCAAUCCCUAUCCUCCUGUGUCAGACUGCCUACCCAGACUUGAAGAUAUAUCCAACAGUCGUUCCUAUUAGACUCGUUCAAUACAAUUAUCCAAAUAUUGUGAUUUACCCCUGUUGUAACAAAGGGAUCACCAAGAUCAAAAGUGAAUUGAUCAGCGAGACGAGGUAUCAAGCUACCCGAUUUCCGUCAGGAUCCAUUGAUCCGAAUGAACUUUUACUCGGCGCUAGAAGGAGAUACUCACUUCUGAAAGCUUCUUUAGAUUCAGAUCGUUCGCCAAUUGGUCAACGGAUCUCGACGAUUGAGAAAUUCACUCAUCAAAGAGGAAGUUCAAGUAUCAGUUCAAUCUCCUCUAGCUCUAUCGUUACUCCUGUGUCGGAAUUACCCCCUUUCUCUCUUGACGAUUUGAACAUCCAUGCUUCAAGGAAGAUCAGCCCGAUAGCUACUCCAUUCACCAUGGAAUCAUCUUCGAAAGCCACCGUACCAGAUUAUUUCCCAAUUAUCGAAUCUUCCGCAUCUCAUCAAAGUGAAGAAGGUGUAACCAAGCCGAUCGCCCAGAACACCAACAGCCAUGUCGAGCCCGAUGCUGAGAAGAAAAAGAGAAGUAGUACAUUCAUUUCUGAGAGGAUGAAAGCGUUUUCUUCACCACAAGCAGCAGAUCAGGCUCCAUUUUCACCUCCAUCCGGUGAUCGUAGAUCUCGAAGUAAUACAUGCGAUAACUUGGACAAAGGUCAUCUAACAGAUUCACCAUUCUCGCCCGGGAUGGGAAAAGAGCUUGAGGGAGGUAAGAAAGUAGGUAGAUUGUCACGGAAUUUGAUGUAG
Molecule: messenger RNA, 4020 nt
Organism: Kwoniella botswanensis
Lineage: Eukaryota; Fungi; Basidiomycota; Tremellomycetes; Tremellales; Cryptococcaceae
Exons: 7
Coding region: 1-4020 (1339 amino acids)
Source: RefSeq, a predicted model, not a curated record